Molecule: messenger RNA, 423 nt
Organism: Emiliania huxleyi CCMP1516
Lineage: Eukaryota; Haptophyta; Isochrysidales; Noelaerhabdaceae
Exons: 3
Coding region: 1-423 (140 amino acids)
Source: RefSeq, a predicted model, not a curated record
AUGUGGGGAUGCGGCUCGGCCCCCCACUGUGCACUGACCGAGAGAUUAAAAACGCUCGGCUCAAGAGUCUUCUCGCGGUUAUUUUUGUGUUCUCUGCAUUUCACUUUUCAGAUUUCACUGGUGUACUACAUAUACACGCCUACUCGCUACAGAGUAUAUGGCACCGCCGGCGAGGAGUGGACCUUUGCGAGCUACGUGCAGCUGGCCGGCACCAUCGUCCUCCUUUUCGGCACGGCGGUGUACAACGGCUCGGUCCCUUUGCCAGGCCUGGGAGACCCAGUCCCGCUCAAAGAGACGCUGCUUCCCUCGGGAGUCGCCAAAUCCUCCGCCGCGUCGCUGCGCCUCUCUGGCGCAUUCCAAAACAACUCAGCGCUGCUGCAAAAGACGGCGGCCAAGGAGGCCAAGCGGCUGAGCCAGCGCUGA